AAAACACACCCAAAGUUUGAUGAACUUGUUUGAGGAAGUUGGGGAUUGACUGAGCUUUCCUGGGAUGGUGUGAAAUGGCAAAUAUCGCCCAGCCUGGUGAAAUUAUACAUCUCAAUGUGGGAGGAAAGAGGUUCAGUUCCUCAAGACAGACUCUCACCUGGAUCCCAGACUCAUUUUUCUCCAGUUUGUUGAGUGGAAGAAUUUCAUCAUUAAAGGAUGAAACUGGAGCAAUCUUUAUUGAUCGAGACCCUACUGUCUUCACAUCCAUUUUGAAUUUUCUCCGCACAAAAGAGUUGGAUGCCAGGGACGUGAACAUUGCAACUCUCCGGCAUGAGGCGGAAUUUUAUGGAAUUGCUCCACUGGUUCGCCGACUGGAACUAUGCGAGGAUUUGGAACGCUCAUCCUGUGGAAAUGUCCUGUUCCAUGGAUACCUACCUCCACCAGUGAUCCCAACGAUGAGGCAGAAUCGACACAGCCUUGCUGGACCACAAUUUGUGGGGUCACGGCAGGAGGCUGCAGAUCGUGUUCCUGUAAGAAGGAGCAACACCAUGCCACCUAACAUAGGCAAUGCUGGCAUCCUGGGAAAGCUUCUGGAGCAGCGAGGGAAUGGAUUGAUAGCCAACCCCGGAAUGGUGCGGAUUGUCCGAGGACAUCACAACUGGAUUGCUGUGGUCUACACCCAAUUUGUAGUGUGUUACAGACUGAAGGAGUCAUCUGGCUGGCAGCAGGUAUUCUCCAGUCCACGGUUAGACUGGGUCAUUGAACGUGUGGCACUGAAUGCUAAGGUCAUGGGUGGUUCCCUGGGUGACAACGACAAGAUGGUGGCUGUGGCCUCAUGCAGCGAGAUCAUUCUGUGGGCCAUCCAUGAAGGCGGCACUGGGAAUGAGAUUGGAACAUUUAGCUUGGGGGUCCCUGUGGAAGCUCUGUUCUUUGUGGGAAAUCAGCUGAUUGCAACGAGUCACACUGGAAAAGUUGGGGUCUGGAAUGCAGUGACCAAGCACUGGCAGAUUCAGGACGUAGUUCCAAUAAACAGUUAUGACACAGCUGGCUCCUUGUUGAUCCUGGGAUGUAACAAUGGAUCAAUUUAUUACAUUGAUGUUCAGAAGUUUCCAUUGCGGAUGAAGGACAAUGACCUCCUUGUCACAGAGCUUUACUGUGAUCCUUAUGAAGAUGCUAUCACAGCCCUCAGUGUAUAUCUCACCCCCAAAACCAGUGACAGUGGCAACUGGAUUGAGAUUGCAUACGGGACAAGUUCUGGAAUGGUCCGUGUGAUUGUACAGCAUCCUGAGACAGUGGGGUCUGGCCCGCAGCUCUUUCAAACGUUCAGUGUCCAUCGCAGUCCAAUCACAAAGAUCAAACUCUCUGAGAAAAACCUCAUCUCAGUCUGUGCAGAUAGUAACCAUGUACGGACAUGGACUGUGACCAGAUUCCGUGGCAUGAUCUCCACACAGCCUGGCUCAACUCCACUGGCAUCAUUUAAAGUCCUCUCCCUGGAAGAUUUAGAUGGUCAUGGAGGAUGUUCGGUGGGAUUGGAUAUUGGCCCAUUUGGGGAGCGAGAUGAUGAACAGGUUUUCAUUCAGAAAGUUGUUCCUGACACGAAUCAGCUCUUUGUGCGACUAUCCUCAACAGGCAAGAGGAUCUGUGAGAUCUCCUCUGUGGAUGGCACCGCAAUCACUGCAUUUACUGUGCACGAAUGUGAGGGUUCGAGCCGCAUCAGCUCUCGUGCCCGUCGCUACCUCUUCACCGGACACACUGAUGGCAGCAUCCAGAUGUGGGAUCUUACCACUGCCAUGGAGACAUCUGGCAAGACACCUCAGAGAGACUCUGGGGGUCCCACAGAACAGGAGCUCCUGCGACAUCUGGAACAGUGUGACAUUGCAUUGUCCCGAACGCCAGACAUGAGUCCUGCAGAAUCAUUGGCUCAUCCUAGCAUGCUGCGGGCCUCAUCAAGCCAUUUUCAGAAUGUCGAUGGAUUCCGUGAGAGGUUGGUGCGGAGUGGGACAGAUAACAUUCGAAGAGACAGUCCCAUGGUCCUCAGGCAGCAGGAACGGUUUUCCAGUGUGUGCAGUUUGCAGUCGUAUAUUGCAAGCCGGACCUCUUUGGAUAAGGGUGAUGUUCCCAGUGGAAGCCCUAGGCAAGUGAGAUUACACAGCUCCUGCAUCAGAGCAGAAAGUCCGAGUGGUGAAAAUGCCACAGCAGAAGGGGAUGGCAGGGCUGGGCGCACAGGAAGCUUUGUUGAGCGAUGCCAAGAGUUAGUACGUUGCACUGAAUUCCAUGGAUCUAUGGAUCUCCGUCGUUUUAGCCAUGAGUCUGACAGAUUAUUGAACAGGAAUAGAACCCUGGGUCAACCUGGUUCAGUACAGGGACUAAAGGCUGUGUCACCCAAUCCGCCACUAUCUACCAGAACUGUCCCUCCUAAUGUGCCAUCAACAAGUCCCUCUGCAGAGCCUCAGUUGUCAGUAACCAGUCCCCUCGGUCCAACUAUGGAAUCAGCAACUGCCAACAGACCCCGAAUGAAUGAGACUUCGUUCUGAUCAUCACUGCUUCACAUUCAUCGUCUAGUGAUACUUCAUUAAAGUCCAAGCAAUGGACUCGGUCAGUUCCUUUUUAAACAUUUGCCUGGGGAUUUUGUAGCCUGUCUAAUUCACAACAGUUAAUUCAUCAGACUUCUCCAAGCCUAUCUUUGUUGCACAAUCUGACUUCUAACUUGCUCUUCUGACUGCAAAUCCUGGCUUAAACAACAGAAACAUCAACCAAUCCAAAUCAGCUACUUCUCCCUCUUUCUGAGAAGCGAGAUUCUGGCCUAAAAGCUGAUCCCAACUAAUCCACGUGUGCUGUUGUUUUGUUGAAAGUAGUGUUUCUGAUGCCCAGAAUCUGGUGUUGUCAGCAUUCACAUUCAAAAUUCCACCUGUGGAAAAUUCUUGCUUUUUAAACUUCACAUUUUGAAAAACCUGAAAUGUGACCUUUUACAAAUUAAAACCUGUUACUUCUGGAUGAGAAAUUUUAAUCUGACAGCUCAUGAGUCAAUGUAUUAAAGUUUAAUUGUUUGUAUUCAGAUUUUGAAUGAAAUAAACAAUUGAAGAAUU
This is a messenger RNA of Stegostoma tigrinum, 3086 nucleotides long. It is a transcript of the gene shkbp1, whose product is annotated as SH3KBP1 binding protein 1. The record is from RefSeq and is a predicted model, not a curated record. Gene Ontology annotation, biological process: protein homooligomerization. NCBI's taxonomy places the organism in Eukaryota, Metazoa, Chordata, Chondrichthyes, Orectolobiformes, Stegostomatidae. The transcript has 18 exons. Gene Ontology annotation, molecular function: protein binding. Bases 75 to 2534 code for a protein of 819 amino acids.